AUGAGAAGGAAGUUAUCACUUGGAAUUGCAUUAAUUGGUAAUAGCAAGGUCAUUAUUCUCGAUGAACCCACAAGUGGAAUGGAUCCUUACUCAAUGCGGUUGACAUGGCAAUUAAUCAAAAGAAUUAAGAAGGGAAGGGUAAUAUUACUAACAACUCACUCCAUGGAUGAAGCUGAGGUACUAGGAGAUCGGAUAGCUAUCAUGGCUAAUGGUUCUUUAAAAUGCUGUGGAAGUUCCCUUUUCUUGAAGCACCAGUAUGGGGUUGGUUAUACGCUCACUCUGGUAAAGGGUACACCAAGUGCCUCUUUAGCUGCUGAUAUUGUUUAUCGUCACAUUCCAACAGCAACCUGCGUGAGCGAAGUUGGUACUGAAAUUUCAUUUAAGCUCCCUCUUGCAUCCUCAUCGUCAUUUGAAAGCAUGUUUCGGGAAAUAGAGAGCUGCAUGCGAAGAGCAGAUCCUCACUUUGAAUUGACCGGAUAUGGAGAGAAUGUUUCUCUUGGCAUUGAGGGUUUUGGCAUAUCUGUCACAACUUUGGAGGAAGUAUUCCUGAGAGUUGCUGGAGGUGAUUUUGAUGAAACCGAGUGCUCUAAUGAGAAGAAAUCUCUAGUUUCACCCGAUAAUUUUCAUCAGCCAAAUCAUGCUCCAAAGACAACCUUUCAGUCAAAACUUUGUAGAAGUUAUUUUGAAGUCAUUGGACUUAUAUUUUCAGUAAUUGGGAAAGCUUGCAGUCUAUUUUGUGGUACUGUGCUAAAUGUCAUCAAGUUCCUAAGUAUGCAGUGCUGUUGCUGUGGUAUAUUUUCGAGGUCAACAUUUUGGAAACAUUCAAAAGCGUUACUGAUAAAGAGAGCAAUAUCAGCUCAAAGAGAUAGGAAAACUAUCGUUUUCCAGCUUCUAAUUCCUGCCGUAUUUUUACUUUUGGGUCUUGUUUUUCUCAAGCUCAAGCCGCAUCCUGAGCAGCAAUCAGUGACCUUCACAACCUCUUUCUUCAAUCCUCUAUUAACUGGUGGUGGUGGGGGUGGUCCAAUUCCUUUUGACCUAUCCUUGCCAAUUGCAAAUGAGGUUGCAGAGCAUGUCCAUGGGGGAUGGAUUCAACGGUUUAGACAGACUACUUACAGGUUCCCUAAUUCGCAGAAGGCCCUGGACGAUGCUGUUGAGGCUGCAGGGUCAACUUUGGGACCAAUCUUACUUUCAAUGAGUGAAUAUCUGAUGUCUAGCUAUAAUGAAUCAUAUCAAUCGAGGUAUGGAGCAAUUGUUAUGGAUAAUCCGAGUGAAGAUGGAAGUUUAGGAUAUACCGUUCUGCACAACAGUUCCUGUCAGCAUGCUGCUCCAACCUUUAUUAAUUUAAUUGACUCGGCAAUACUCAGGAUUGCUACCCAUGAUGAAAAUAUGACAAUCAAAACACGGAAUCACCCUCUGCCCAUGACAGAAAGCCAGCUCCAGCAACACCAUGAUUUGGAUGCCUUCUCUGCUGCUGUUGUUGUUAAUAUCGCCUUUUCCUUUAUUCCUGCUUCAUUCGCUGUGGCUAUUGUGAAGGAACGUGAAGUGAAAGCUAAGCAUCAACAACUUAUUAGUGGGGUAUCUAUACUGUCAUACUGGACCUCCACAUACCUAUGGGACUUCAUCAGCUUUUUGUUGCCUUCAUCUUUUGCAAUAGUUCUCUUUGGUAUAUUUGGUCUUGAUCAGUUUAUUGGGAGAGACUCCUUUUUCCCAACUGUCCUCAUGUUCCUGGAAUAUGGACUGGCAAUUGCAUCAUCUACAUAUUGCCUCACCUUUUUCUUUUCUGAACACAGCAUGGCCCAGAAUGUGGUACUCUUGGUACAUCUUUUUACUGGGCUCAUUCUGAUGGUAAUAUCAUUCAUAAUGGGGCUUAUAAAGUCAACAGCUCAUGCAAAUUCUGUUCUCAAGAACUUCUUCAGGUUGUCACCUGGUUUUUGCUUUGCUGAUGGGUUAGCUUCGUUAGCUCUGCUACGGCAGGGAAUGAAAACUGGAUCUGAUAGUAGCGCUUUUGACUGGAACGUGACUGGAGCCUCUAUAUGUUAUCUGGCUGCAGAGGGCGUCGUUUACUUUAUUUUGACACUUGGUCUUGAACUCUUGCCUCUUCAUAAGAUAAACUUUGCAAGAGUCUGGGAGUUGUGGUCGAGUUCGAAAAAGCCGUUCCUUGCGACUUCUGGUAGCUCUUUAGAACCUCUUCUUGCAUCAUCCUCAGAAGAUCAUGAAGACAUUGAUGUACAAACAGAGAGAAAUAGAGUACUAUCAGGUUCAGUUGGAAACGCAUUAAUCUACCUGCAUAAUCUUCGGAAGGUGUAUCCAGGAGGGAAGCAGAAUAGUUCGAAAAUUGCUGUUCAUUCAUUGACUUUCUCAGUUCAAGAAGGAGAGUGUUUUGGUUUUCUAGGAACUAAUGGAGCAGGGAAGACAACAACUUUGUCAAUGCUGUCGGGAGAAGAACGUCCAAGUGACGGAACUGCCUUCAUUUUCGGUAAAGAUAUAAGAUUAAACCCAAAGGCUGCUCGUCAACAUAUUGGUUAUUGUCCUCAAUUUGAUGCUCUUCUUGAAGUUCUCACAGUCCGAGAACACCUUGACCUCUAUGCAAGAAUAAAAGGAGUCCCAGAGUACGAGCUUGAAUACGUUGUUACAGAAAAAUUAGUGGAAUUUGACUUGCUGAAGCAUGCUAAUAAACCAUCAUAUGCCUUAAGUGGGGGAAACAAACGCAAAUUAUCUGUUGCAAUUGCGAUGAUUGGUGAUCCUCCUAUAGUCAUUCUUGAUGAACCGUCUACCGGUAUGGAUCCUAUUGCUAAGCGAUUCAUGUGGGAAGUUAUAUCACGCUUAUCGACCAGAAGAGGAAAGACUGCUGUCAUUCUAACCACCCACAGCAUGAUUGAAGCUCAAGCUCUUUGCACUAAAAUUGGAAUAAUGGUUGGAGGCAAGCUAAGGUGCAUUGGGAGUCCCCAACAUUUGAAAAAUAGAUUUGGGAAUCAUCUCGAACUAGAAGUUAAACCUACGGAAGUUAGCUCCUUGGACUUGGAAAUGCUGUGCCAAAUAAUUCAAGAGAAGCUCUUUGAUAUUCCUUCUAAUCCGAGGAGUAGUAUACUGAAUGACCUGGAAGUGUGUAUUGGGGGCAUCGACUCCAUAAUAUCUGAGAAUGCAUCAGCAGGAGAGAUCAGUUUAUCAGAAGGAAUGAUUGUGAGAAUUGGACGAUGGCUUGGCAAUGAAGAAAGAGUGAAGGCUCUUGCAUCUGGAAAUAAUGGUUCUUGUGGGGCUUAUGGCGAACAGUUAUCAGAGCAGUUGGUUCGUGAUGGUGGCAUUCCUCUACCAAUAUUUUCAGAGUGGUGGUUAACCAAAGAAAAGUUUGCAGUAAUUGAUUCCUUCAUCCAAUCUUCAUUUCCGGGUGCAACAUAUCAAAGUUGCAACGGGUUGAGCGUUAAAUAUCAGCUGCCAUACGGAGAAGACCUAUCACUCGCUGACGUUUUUGGGCACAUAGAAAGAAACAGAAAUAUACUUGGUAUAUCAGAGUACAGCAUCAGUCAAUCUACGCUCGAAACAAUAUUUAACCAUUUUGCUGCGAAUCCGUGA
Molecule: messenger RNA, 3570 nt
Organism: Fraxinus pennsylvanica
Lineage: Eukaryota; Viridiplantae; Streptophyta; Magnoliopsida; Lamiales; Oleaceae
Source: the annotation of a GenBank genome assembly